CGUUGGAAGUAGUUCCGGUGGUUUAGCAGCGGAGCGGAGCACUGAGACCCGGGAUCUUUGCGUUGAUGAGCGCAAAUGCGAAUAGCGGGUCGAGUCCUCCAGUCUUGACUUGUCGACUGACCACAGCAGCGGUCAGUUUGACGCCUGCAGAGCGCCGUGCGCACGCAGCCAGAGUGACAGCGCAAAGGCACCACAGGAGCUUUUUUUAUGUGUGUGUGUGUCUUCGAAGGGGAUUUUCAAGUGCAGAACAGCGUCUGGAGCUGCUUGAAGCAGAGUGCACAAAUUGAGCCGGUUCUCGUAUUCGCGUGCGACGGCUGCCCAUGAAGACACCGUAGCCUUAACAUCAAAGCAGCGGCCAUUACAGAGGCUAAAUGAAGAUCUUGUGAACAUGCACGAGGGACGAGCUCUACCUUUCACUUCGGUGACUUCCUCAGAUGCUGUGGCCCAAAGAAAGAUGGAAAGGAAUGGGAAGAGCUUGAGCCAAGACUGCUGCACAGAACCCAUUCAGUGAGCCAACAGGAGAUCCUCCAUACGCCAAGUCGCUGAGCCGUGCAUCUUCCCUUUUGACCCCUGACCCCUGACAAGACAAACACUAUGACCUCUGAGCUGGAGAGCAGCCUUACUUCAAUGGACUGGCUUCCCCAGCUCGGCAUGAGGGCAACCAUUCAGAAGGCCGACACGGGACACCACCAUGGCCACCACCACCACGGGCACCACCACCACCACGGGCACCAUCACGGGCACGGACCUGGCAAGAAAAUGGUACAUUUGGACCCAGGAACCACACUGGACCAAGAGGAAGCAGCACAGCACAGAGAUGGUAAACCGCCCUACAGCUACGCCAGCCUCAUCACCUUUGCUAUCAACGGCUCACCGCGCAAACGGAUGACCCUCAGCGAGAUCUACCAGUGGAUCUGCGACAACUUCCCUUACUACAGAGAGGCAGGCAGCGGAUGGAAGAAUUCUAUACGACACAACUUGUCCUUGAACAAGUGUUUUCUCAAAGUGCCUCGCUCCAAAGACGACCCUGGAAAAGGUUCCUACUGGGCCAUAGACACCAAUCCUAAAGAAGACACGGUACCCAGCAGGCCAAAGAAGAGACCACGCUCUGGAGAACGAGCAUCGACCCCUUACAGCCUGGAGUCCGAGUCUCUGAGGAUGGACUGCAUCAUGUCAGGAGGGGCGUCUCCCACUCUGGCCAUCAAUGCUGUGACCAACAAGGUAGCGCUGUACAACCAUGAGGCAGAAGGCAGCGAGAGUCCUGGGAGUCUGGGCGGCAGCCUUAGCAACAGCCUUUCAGAGCAAAGUUUGGCGUCCGUCAACCUCAACAACCGGAGCACCGCGGUCAGCAGUGGCAGCAGCGUGCACGGAUACACACCAGUGAGCAGCCACUCGGAACCUUCGUCCCAGUCCUUGAGCCUCCAGCAGCCCGCCCAACCUCCGCCGCCGCCGCCGCCUCCUCCUCCCCCACAGCCCCAGUACGGUUUACCUGUCCCCGAGUCACGGGACAAGCAGCUCUGCUUCUCAGACUUCGAGGACCUCAGCUCUUCGUUCCGCAGCCUUUACAAAUGCGUCUUCGAGCAGUCCUUCUCACAGCAAGCAGGUUUGAUGAGUAUGCCCGGUGACUCCAGUCAACAGGCCCGCACCGCCUGCUCCUACCAGCACUCUCCUGGUGCGGGAAGCGGCAGCGGGCACCACCACCAACACAACCAUGGCCAAACAUCGCACCACCCUCACCACUCUCACGUCUCCCCUCACUCCACCCACAGUCAGCACCAGGCGCACGGUCAGCACCAACAGCACUCUGGUCACUCCCAGCAGCACUCGUCUCUCUCCCACCAGCAGAGUCACGCUGUGCAGGCCUGCCCCACAACAGUCAUGUCAUCAGACUGGUACCCCAACCUGGACUGGCUGAAGGAGAGCUGCCGCAUCGCUACCAGCUACAACUGGGCUGACGUAGACCUCUCCCCAUUCCAAGGUCUGAAGGAGAGCAUGCGACAGGCGGAGCUCAGCAACUGGUCUCUUGAUGCUGCCCAGAUGGCUGACCUGUGUUCCUCCAUUAACCAAUUCUUCAUGGCGACGGGGGUCAUCCCCCCUCAGGGCGCCACCCACCCACAACCUCAGGUCCAACAUCCAGCGCCGCCAUCCGCUCCUCAACACCCGGCUCAGCCGCACGGGGCCAUGCAUCCAAAGCCCAGCCAUCACAAUCAGCAUGGGCAACACAACCCACAUAAUCAACACAUCAGCACAGGGAACAUGUACAUGGACUCGAGACAAAACCUUUCUUCUCUGAUGGGCCCACCAGGAUAUCCUCACAUGCCUCCCAUGAGCAACACUGCUCCCACCAUGACAGGUGACUCUCCCAUCGCUCUCUUAACAGGUCAUCACAGCCAGCUGAGCCAGCAACAACACACGCUGCCUCCGGGACACUUUCAGGUGAGGCGCAUGCUCGCUGCCGACGACAUCCAGGAUGACUUUGACUGGGACUCCAUCGUCUAGACUGAGCCGUCAGUCAAAGGGAGCGACGAAGGAAAAGACUUGAAAUUAAUAAGGAGAUGCAGGCAAAGUGUGAUGAUAGUGACAUAAGGUACGAAACUGGCUGACCUGCUCCUUUCGCCUGUGUGACAAAACAGAAGACAAUCCAACAGAAAACAAGAUGGGAAGUGAUUUUUCUAAACACGCUGGCCUUUUUUUUCUGAUAAAAGUGGUCUAUUAAAUCUAAAGACAAUCAUGGAAAAAUGGAGAUGGGACAGACUGAGACUGUGUCGAACGAAGCCAAGACGUAAACACGUUUCGUCCAAAGCGACAGAGCUCCGAAUCUCUCCGAAUUGUCUCUCGUUGUGUCCCCGUUGUGCCAACAGGGUUGCAAGUCGCCAAAGUGUUGUCAGUUCUUCUUUGAAUUGCUUUCUUUCUCUUAAAUGUGCAUCCCGCUGCAGCUUGUGUCCCGUGAUCUACAACGUUUCCCAGCCUGUGACUGGAAUGAACAGAAAAGACGUCCUCUCCCCAAACUGUCUUAAGAAAACCAUCAAAUUUGUUUUAUUUUUUGCACACACUGAGCAAAUCCAGACAUUUCAUCCUUUCUUCACUGUAGCAUUGCUUUGCUCGUUGUUACUUUACAUAUGUGGUGAGAAGGAUAAUAGUUUGGGGACAAAAUUAAGGACGUUUCAACCUAAAUCAUGAGUCGGGGCACCACCUGCUGGUUAAAACAGGUACUUAUUGCUUCUAUCCAUCCAUCACAAAUUGUUCCUCCUCUAUCUUUUUUCUGUCAUACAGGACACUAGCUGUAAACUUCUUCUGCCUAUUUUAUCGCAAAAUUGUCAUCAGUAUGCGCUUUCAACAGCAGGUUAGUGUGUCAUGUUCUCAGGGUGUUAUGUCCACAUAUGUCUUCGCACCUCUGCCAUUUACAUCUCCUAAAUGUGAGGUUAACUGUGUGUCGUGUAGUGCUGUCAGUGUUCAAAUCCUGUUGGCUAAAUGUUAGCGUCGCCCAGGACUCUGGUCAAAUGGAUAAAAGUCUUCAUUUGUCAGCUGUAAUAAGCUGAGUAACAGAAUGAGCCUUUUAGUAGAGCCAAUAAACGUCACUAAUCAAAAAGAAAAUCAGGCCAUCGCGUGACUCAGCAUUAACUUAUAUAGUUUUCAGAGAUAAAACUGAAGCGCUGGCAAAAGCGCACAUCAUUUAUGACCCUGCAGAUCAGCUCGGUCUUGAUUUCUAACAUGCCUCAUUUGGGAAAAUGCGAGCAAUUUUUUGCACAGCAACAAGUUUGAUAGCAUCUAGUCUAAAAUAAAUGAUAACCGGGAACAUUUUAAUGCUCUUUGUCUAAGUAAAGACCAAACAAGAUGCUCGACAUCAUUUGUUUUGUUUUGCUUUUGUUGUUAAUGUUAAUUUUGUGUAUGUACAGGUGUGUGUAUAGUCCUCUCCAGUUUCCUUUAGCUUUAUAUGGCUCAAAAAAAAAGAAAAGAAAGAAAACACACAUGGGAAACAAGUGAAUUUCAUUGUAUUCACACUUUAAGGUCUCCUAUUUUCCACGGUGAAAUAUUAGACCUUAAAGUGCUUUUUUUUUCUUUUUUUUUCCUCUUUUGAAAGAUCUCAGUGAUUGUUCAGGUGGUCUAAACAAGGUAAUGUUUAAAAAAACACAAAAAACAAGAUAAAUACUCUUUAUUAUUGCCAUUAAAUGCUGUAUUACCGUGACCAGCAUAUAUAUAUAUAUAUAUCUAUAUAUUUAUAUAUAUAUAAAUAUAUAUAUAUAAAUAUAUCUUGUAUGUCUGCGUGUAAUUGUCCUUGUAAAUAACAGUAUGUCACUUCUCUGUUUGCCCUGGAAAAAUGCAGACUGAAAAAAAAAGGAAAUGGCAAAUGGAGAUGGGUAUUUUGUUAUUUCUCUUCCAGGAGAAACAUUAUGUACAUAGCUUGAGUAUAAUGUAAAUAGGUGAUUUAAAGAAGGAAAAAAAAACGUUGGCAUUUUUGUGUGUCAUAAGUAACCUGUGUAUGUACGGCGGUUCAGCGGUUCAAAUCUGUUUCAGUGUUUAUUAAAAUGUCGUUGACCAUUUUUACUG
Pelmatolapia mariae (spotted tilapia) is the source of this 4548-nucleotide messenger RNA. Its product is annotated as forkhead box protein J3-like. The record is from RefSeq and is a predicted model, not a curated record. Gene Ontology annotation, molecular function: DNA-binding transcription factor activity, RNA polymerase II-specific; RNA polymerase II cis-regulatory region sequence-specific DNA binding. The coding region runs from base 595 to 2499 and encodes 634 amino acids. Gene Ontology annotation, cellular component: nucleus. Lineage: Eukaryota; Metazoa; Chordata; Actinopteri; Cichliformes; Cichlidae. The transcript is spliced from 14 exons. Gene Ontology annotation, biological process: regulation of transcription by RNA polymerase II.